This is a messenger RNA of Diorhabda carinulata, 923 nucleotides long. It is a transcript of the gene UbcE2M, whose product is annotated as NEDD8-conjugating enzyme Ubc12. The transcript is spliced from 3 exons. The record is from RefSeq and is a predicted model, not a curated record. NCBI's taxonomy places the organism in Eukaryota, Metazoa, Arthropoda, Insecta, Coleoptera, Chrysomelidae. Bases 130 to 678 code for a protein of 182 amino acids.
UAUUCCUUCUGACAGUUCACUGUACUGUCAGAAAUAGAAAAUAAUUUAGCACAAUAAACAUAUAAAUAAAUUUUUACGUUUCCCAUGUUAUUUUAAAAUAGUAAUUCACUCAACUAUAAUUAUCUAAAAAUGAUUAAAUUAUUUUCAUUAAAGCAACAAAAGAAAGAUGGAGAACCAUCACCAAGGCCAGGGAAUCAAAAGAAAGCUUCAGCUGCACAAUUAAGAAUAACAAAAGAUAUUAAUGAGUUAAAUCUUCCCAAGACUUGUACAACAGAAUUUCCGGAUCCUGAUGACCUAUUAACGUUUAAGUUGGUGAUAUGUCCUGAUGAGGGUUUCUACAGAACAGGUAGAUUCAUAUUCAGCUUCAAGGUAGGUCCAAAUUAUCCACAUGAACCACCAAAAGUAAAGUGCGAAACUCAAUUAUAUCACCCUAACAUUGAUCAACAAGGCAAUGUUUGCCUCAAUAUUCUAAGAGAAGACUGGAAACCAGUCCUGACUAUUAACAGCAUUGUUUAUGGUCUUCAGUACCUAUUCUUAGAGCCAAACCCAGAAGAUCCCCUUAAUAAGGAAGCUGCAGAAGUUCUAACCAAUAAUCGCAGAUUAUUCGAACAGAAUGUACAGAAAGCAAUUAGAGGUGGAUAUGUGGGUGGAGUUUAUUUUGAUCGUUGUUCAAAGUGAUUGAAAUUUGUGUACAUACAAAACUAAUAAGAUCUACAUCAGGUAGUCCCUGAGGAUUGUGUAUGUAAAUGAAGUUAUUUGAAAUUGGCAAAUUUAAUAACAAAAUAGAUACGUAGUCAAUUCUUUAUAACCUCAUUUCAAUAUCUUUCCCUCAUGUGGACUUUUAUGAGAACAAUUUUUACUCUAUUUAAAUCAAUUAAUUACAAAGAGUUGAUUAAUCAAAAAUAUAUGUUUUCAUUUAUCAA